Molecule: messenger RNA, 1185 nt
Organism: Cornus florida
Lineage: Eukaryota; Viridiplantae; Streptophyta; Magnoliopsida; Cornales; Cornaceae
Product: protein FAR1-RELATED SEQUENCE 5-like
Exons: 3
Coding region: 241-996 (251 amino acids)
Source: RefSeq, a predicted model, not a curated record
AGAAAACCUGUUGGUUGUCACUCCCCUAACCUAGAUCCCGUCAUUCUGUGUAUGCGACCCUUGAGAGCUGAUAGACCCUAUGGUCUCCAACUGAGGAGAGACUCGAUCGCGAACGUCGAUGAGAUUGAGAGACAUAAUUAGUCAACCAACUCUGUAUUCGUCGGUGAUUUUCUUGAAGAGCUCUACGAUUCAUAAUGAUCAGCAAUGAUGGAUAUAUGGCUUGUCUAAAUUAGAGUCAUUAUGGAUAGCGCAUCUAGUCAAGCGUUCAAUUUAGUUGAAAGUGAAAGCUGUUUGCCAGAUGAGAGCUACGAUGAGCGUGAUUUCAUUGAUGACGAGCUCUCAGAAAGUAUGGAUCUGUGUAUUGGUGAAGAUGAAAAGAUAAUGGAUCAAUCUAAUGGAAAUUCACCUUCAAUCGGUGAUGAUGUAGAACCACACAUUGGCAUGGAAUUCAACUCAAGAGAUGAUGCUCGGGAGCAUUAUGUUGCUUAUGGAAGGCGCACAGGAUUUACCGUACGCAUUCAUCAUAAUCGCCGCUCUCGAAUCAAUAAUAUGGUUAUUGGUCAAGAUUUUGUUUGUUCAAAAGAAGGUUUUCGCGAAAAGAAAUAUGUAUGCAGGAAGGAUAGAGUUCUGCCUCCACCACCUAUCAGCCGUGAAGGCUGUCCUGCAAUGCUGAGGGUAGCUCUGAGGGAUGGAGUUAAGUGGGUUGUUACCAAAUUUGUAAAAGAUCACAAUCACAGUUUAAUGUCUCCUAGUAAAGUUCCAUGGCGAGGAUCUGGAAAAAAUUUGAUCAGCGAGGAUGAGAAGGAUCAAAGAAUCCGAGAGCUGACACUUGAACUUAAUAAUGAGAGACAACGAUGCAAACGUCGGUGCACGGCUUACCAAGAACAGUUGCGCACAGUAUUGAAAUAUGUUGAGGAACACACCAAUCACUUGUCAAAAAGUGUUCAAGACAUAGUUCAGAGAAUAAAAGAGCUUGAAAAUGAACUUUCAGAUUAGGGUUGUGUUAAAAUUUUCUUAUAAAUUUUGUUUCUUUGGGUUUUUGUUUAAUGCAAACUUUAGGACAGUAAGGUAUGUUUUUUGAAUCCCCUAUAUAGCCUAGAAAUCAUUUGUACAGGUGAUUGUCUUUCGUUUCCUUUGGGCAUGUGAAUUUGUUAAUGGUGUUUGCUAGUAAGAUUGAUUUGAUUU